CAAUUUCAAUCAAUUACGAAUCAUUCUUGAACUCUACGACUCAACAUGGACCGAGGAGAACAAUCUAGUUUGCACAAACUACUCCAGACUCUCCAGCAGAGUAGGGGUGUCAUCUUGUCUGACAACGACGAACAAGAACUGGCCAACACUGCAGGCUAUCUAAAACAAUUGUCUGUCUUGGCAAAUAUCCUCAAGCAGGACCACCCUCGUGAAUGCAGUGCACUUUCAGAUGUGAUCGCCAUUUGCAGCCAACCCCCAGAGCUCGGAGGCCUUGGAUUGACAAAGUCUGUCACUACAAACGGAGAUCAGGAAUCCGAAAUUCUUUUCCUGGUAUCGGCAUGGCUAGAGGCCUUGAACUCUGCUGACAGAGCGAAGUCACCGCCUGUACCGCUUUCACUCCGACCACCCGGGCGACGGGGUAUGACCCUCAGCGAGAAGAUCUUCGCCUUCCAUGACAUUGACAGGAAGGGCUCCGUUGCCCCCGGUGAGUUAAUCCGAGUAGAUGUUGACUGGGUCAUUGCCUCCGAGGCUUCGUGGUCGGGAAUGGAACGCACGUAUAACAUGCUCGGGAAACCAGGGAUCUUCAGAAAUGAUCGUUUCUGGCUAGCUGGCGACCAUGUCGUGGACCCGCGUGUGAACAAAACUCCCAAGGUUCAGGCUUUGAUUGACGCAAGUGAGCGUGCUAGACGAGUCUUCAAAAUGACCGAUUACCAGGGAAUGAAUUACACCAUUCUUCACACCGAGUUCUACCGAGAACGCGCCCAACCUGGAAUGGUAGUUAUCGGAUCCGACUCCCAUACAUGCUCGUCAGGGGCUCUGGGCUGUCUUGCUAUCGGGCUUGGGGCAGCCGAUGUCACUUUGCCCCUGGUAACAGGAGAAACCUGGUUCAAGGUUCCUGAAUCGGUGAAUAUCCGCUUAACCGGCGCUCCCAAACCCGGGAUUGGGGGGAAAGAUACCAUUCUCUAUAUCCUCCAGCAGCUAAAGCGAAACACCGUUGCAGCGGAUAGAAUUGUAGAAUUCAGUGGGCCAGGCGCGAAACAUCUUUCCUGUGAUGCCCGAUUUGCUAUCUGCAACAUGACAACUGAGUUUGGCGGUAUCACUGGAGUGUUUGUACCGGAUGAGAUUACAGAAGACUUUAUUCAAAGACGUCAUCUGCUCCGACACAAGAAUGCCGGCGUUUACUUCCAACCGGACGAAGAUGCCGUCUACGCCGAAACUCAUACCAUUGAUCUCGGUAACGUCCGUUCCUUUAUAGCCAAAUAUCCUAAUCCGGACGAUGUUGUACCCGUCACAGACGAAGAGGGCAUGGACUUGGACGGAUGUUUUAUCGGCGCCUGUACUACCGCAGAAGAGGACUUGAUUCUGGGUGCUCUCGUUCUCGAACAGGGAUUGAAGAAUGGCUUGAAGCCCAUUCCUAGAGGGAAGAGAAAAGUCGUCCCGGGAUCGAUGCCCAUCCUACACAGACUACAGGAACUAGGACUUGCAACAUUCUACGAGGACGCCGGCUUUGAGAUCGGUAUCCCAGGGUGCAGUUAUUGUGUCGGGAUGUCCGCCGACCAGGCUGGGCCCGGAGAAGUGUGGCUUUCCUCGCAGAAUCGGAACUUUGAGAAUCGGAUGGGUAAAGGAUCGAUCGGAAACUUAUCCUCAGCAGCGACAGUAGCCGCCUCAUCGUUCGAGAUGAAAGUCCGGGACCCACAUGAACUACUGGCAGCUAUUGACCUGGAGCGAUGGAAUCGUCUUCGAGGGAUUUCUUCGUGUAAAGCUUUACCGUCGGUGUCGAAGGGCCCAACAUAUGUUGAACCAAGUGGCGCUCCCACAAACCCAAGAGGGUCGAAUGUACAGACUCCGGGUUUAUGUCACUCGAAAUCCCGUUCUGGGCACGAUAAGCCCUCUGAUGGGAACAUUAUGAGAGGGAAAGUCCAGCUACUUGGCGACUUCAUCGACACGGACGCAUUGGCUCCGGCCAUGUUUUUGAUGAACAUGAAAACGAACGAAAUCAGCGGAUCGCACUGUCUACAGCUGACGCACCCCGAGUUCCGCCAGCGCGUCAAGGCCGGGUUUAACAUUAUUGUUGCAGGCAAAGCUUUCGGGUGUGGGUCAUCACGAGAGCAAGCCGUAAUGGCGCUUCUAGGCUGUGGGGUCCAGUGCGUUAUCGCCAAGUCCUUCGCCUUCAUCUUCCAGCGGAAUAUGCCAAAUCUCGGUCUCCUGGGUAUCACCAUGACUGACGAUGCUUUCUAUGAGUCUGCUGCGGAUGGGGCCGAGAUCUCGAUCGAUUUCACGGCGAGAUUGAUCGAGGUCGAUGGGAAGCGGUUCGGCUUCGAGCUCAGUCGUAUGGAGAGGGAGCUUUUCAAAUAUGGUGGUAUUGCAUCUGCGUUCCAGAAGUUUGGGAAUAGUUUGUUUGAGAAGAUGACGGGCCCGAAGAAUCUGGGUGGUGCGAACGAGAUUUCGGUCGAGAAUGAGGGUGCUCAUCCGCAUGCUGGUUUGCAGUGGUAGUAGUCAUUAGCUACGGCUAUCAAUCCAGAUUAUCUUUUUUUUU
This is a messenger RNA of Paecilomyces variotii, 2536 nucleotides long. Its product is annotated as aconitase family protein. The record is from RefSeq and is a predicted model, not a curated record. Bases 46 to 2493 code for a protein of 815 amino acids. The transcript is spliced from 8 exons. NCBI's taxonomy places the organism in Eukaryota, Fungi, Ascomycota, Eurotiomycetes, Eurotiales, Thermoascaceae. Gene Ontology annotation, molecular function: hydro-lyase activity.